GCGAUAACCAACCACGAGAGGUCAAGGUGGUAAAGGUCCGGGUGGUAAGAGGGCAUUCUAUAAAAGCGCUCGCUUCUACCACUCGUCAGUCACACACUUCACAACCUUUACAAUGGCCAAAAUCUUCGUUUUCGUUGUCGCUCUCAUCGCCCUCCAGGGCGUUUGUGCCAAACCCAAAGCCAAACAACAAGAAAAGUCAACUUUGGAAGAAUUAGCCGCCCAAACGCAAGUUUUGGUCAACAAUGUCACACAAACAUUAGGCAUCAAAGAACUGCCCGAUUCCAAAAAGGUCGUCGAAGUUUUGAACACAAAUGCCCAAAAUUUGGCCAAUCACGUGCAAGAAAUCGUCGAAAAACUCAAAACUGAAGCCAAGGCUCACCAACCAGAGGUCGACAAUGUCAUCAAACAAGUUGAACAAAAAUUGAGCGAAACUGCCGCCACUUUACAACAAGCAGCCGGACCUGAAGCCACCGCCAAAGCCAAAGAACUCAAAAAGAACCUGGAUGAUGGACUCAAGACUGCUGUGGCUCAAGUCGAAAAGUUGGUCAAGGCCGUCGAACCCGACGCAACCAAAGCCAAAACCGACAUCCAAAACGCCGCUCAAACCCUUCUGAACCAAAUCGCUGAAGUCAGCAACAAUUUGCAAGCGCAAGUCAAACAAACCAUCGCUGAACACGAAAAAACACACAAAAAUUAAAUAAUUGAAAUGUAUUGAACGGCCUUUCUUGCCGAAAAUUAUUUAGGGGCUAUGAUAUUUUAAUUAUGAAACGAAAAUAAAGUGUUGAGAUACA
Molecule: messenger RNA, 791 nt
Organism: Tribolium castaneum (red flour beetle)
Lineage: Eukaryota; Metazoa; Arthropoda; Insecta; Coleoptera; Tenebrionidae
Product: apolipophorin-III
Exons: 3
Coding region: 113-697 (194 amino acids)
Biological process (GO): lipid transport
Cellular component (GO): extracellular region
Molecular function (GO): lipid binding
Source: RefSeq, a predicted model, not a curated record